CUCACUGCUUGUUUGAAAUAUCUGCUGCGGUAUCAAACAGAGUGGCAUGCUGUUGCUUCAUGGACUUGGGAUGCACAGGAUGAAACAUGUGGAAUUUGCAGGAUGGCAUUUGAUGGCUGUUGUCCUGACUGUAAACUCCCUGGAGAUGAUUGCCCCUUAAUUUGGGGUGCAUGUAACCAUGCGUUCCAUCUUCAUUGUAUCUUAAAAUGGGUGAAUUCGCAGACCUCUCAGGCCCAUUGCCCCAUGUGCCGUAGGGAAUGGCAAUUCAAAGGAUGAGAGUUGAUUUAUAACUCAAGCAAAUAAGUUCUCUAGCUUCAUCCUCAUCUUUUUGUAUCUUUGUGAAAUGCUAUCAUUGAUCUUUUUCUGUUACAUGUGUCACUUUUCACCUGCUCCAGUUGUCUCCCAAUCUCUUUUUAUUUUCUACUUGUAUUAAAUUAAAAACCAAAUGGAUAAGGUUGAAUUAUGCAAGUUCGCGUCGGCUUUGAAUUUUCUAAUCCAAGUAAAACUUGUCAA
Messenger RNA from Humulus lupulus (European hop), 513 nucleotides. Its product is annotated as anaphase-promoting complex subunit 11. Gene Ontology annotation, molecular function: zinc ion binding; cullin family protein binding; ubiquitin protein ligase activity. The annotation marks the transcript as partial. Gene Ontology annotation, biological process: protein ubiquitination; positive regulation of mitotic metaphase/anaphase transition; anaphase-promoting complex-dependent catabolic process. The transcript has 3 exons. The record is from RefSeq and is a predicted model, not a curated record. Gene Ontology annotation, cellular component: nucleus; anaphase-promoting complex. NCBI's taxonomy places the organism in Eukaryota, Viridiplantae, Streptophyta, Magnoliopsida, Rosales, Cannabaceae.